AGGAUUCAGCACAGGCCAGCCCCAUCGCCAGAGUCAAUCAUCCUCCUCGGCUUCCUCUUCCCCAAUCCUAACCCCCCAAGCUUUGAUCCUGAAUAGAAAUCCAAAGGCUCCGAUGGAAAGCGUUGAAUCCUUUUGUGAGAAAUACUUCCCCAAUUCCUCCUUCGGUGAUAUCUACUCCCUGGAUGAGUUCAUCGAUCCUUCUAGGACUAGCGACCAGGAGUUGGUAUCCAACCUCACCUCAAUAUCCCAUAUGAGGAAGGAGGAGAUGGAGGUUUACCGGCUGGGCAACCCCGGCGUCGGCCUAUCCAAGUUUUACUUCUUUAGGCAGGCGAGGGUGAAGGAGGGGUUUGAUACAGAGACCGCCUCGCUGCGUGAGGCGGCGGCGAAUAAAAUCAGGAAGGCGGCUUACGCGAGUUUCGGGGAGUGGCACAAAGAAACUAUGUUCGCGAUCCCUAACACCUCCCAAGGUAAUUCCCCCAACUCCCCUAAAUUCGUGGGGACCAAGACGACGAUGGAGUUCAAACCCACGGAUGGCACCAACGCCGUUGUUGGCAUGACACGGUACAACCUACUUAGGACCAUGAAAGAUCGACCUGGAUUGUAUCUGGAGGAGGAUCUGUCCUUAUGCCACAUCUACCCGCUGGAAGGAAAGAACAAGGCCGGCCCGAAGAGGAAGAGGAAAGGAACAGACGAGGGCCCUCUCAACACGAAAGACUACAUCAUCGAUGGUCCGGUUGGCCCGAGAGCAGACCAAUGGGACAGCUUCACCAAGAUAUACACCAAAAAUCCGCAACUUAUGUACGCGGCAUGCAACCACUGCAACACGAUGCUGAAGCUAUCUAGUAAACGAGGUGCUGCUUCCGGUUGUGGCACCAGCUCCCUCGAGAGUCAUAGUGAAUCCGCGAAAUGCAGAAGCAGCUACCCAACAGCUAUUCAACAAUUAUUGAACAUGGUGUAGUUGAGAUUCGAGGUACUAGUUUAGUUGAGAUUGAGGUACCUCAGUGAGGAUUGAUUGCUUGUCUGCUAGAAUAAUCGCUUUAUUCGUUUGUGUUUCAGCACAGAACAGUGAAUACAAAAGCCAAUGUUUUAUU
Messenger RNA from Hordeum vulgare subsp. vulgare (domesticated barley), 1091 nucleotides. RefSeq lists its product as uncharacterized. The transcript is spliced from 4 exons. NCBI's taxonomy places the organism in Eukaryota, Viridiplantae, Streptophyta, Magnoliopsida, Poales, Poaceae. Bases 113 to 958 code for a protein of 281 amino acids. The record is from RefSeq and is a predicted model, not a curated record.